Neogale vison (American mink) is the source of this 2335-nucleotide messenger RNA. RefSeq names its product heparin binding EGF like growth factor (gene HBEGF). Gene Ontology annotation, molecular function: heparin binding. Bases 246 to 872 code for a protein of 208 amino acids. NCBI's taxonomy places the organism in Eukaryota, Metazoa, Chordata, Mammalia, Carnivora, Mustelidae. The record is from RefSeq and is a predicted model, not a curated record. Gene Ontology annotation, biological process: positive regulation of mitotic nuclear division; positive regulation of cell population proliferation; epidermal growth factor receptor signaling pathway. The transcript is spliced from 6 exons.
GGACGGUGGCUCGCCUGACCGAGACUCCAGGGGCUUGGGCGGGCGGACGGACAGAGCGAGCAGACAGACGCCCAGCGGCCGCCAGCUCCACGCAGGUCCCUGCUAGGCUUGCACCCAGAGGCCGCCGGCACACCGAAACCGGCCGAAUCUCCUGCGCUCCGCCCGCCCCGGCUCCCGUGCCAGCGCCCCGUGGCCGCCGCCUCCGAAGUGAUUGCUGCCUUGCCGCCUCCGCCGGGUCUAGGACCAUGAAGCUGCUGCCGUCGGUGGUGCUGAAGCUCUUUCUGGCUGCAGUGCUCUCGGCGUUGGUGACUGGCGAGAGCCUGGAGCGGCUUCGGAGAGGGCUGGCAGCUGGAACCGGCAACCUGGACUCUCCCACCGAAUCUACAGACCAGCUACUGGCCCCGGAAGGUGGCCGGGGCAGGGAAGUCCUGAACUUAGAAGAGACAGACCUGGACCUUUUAAGAGCUGCUUUCUCCUCAAAGCCACAGGCUCUGGCCACACCCAGCAAGGAGGAGCGUGGGAAAAAAAAGAAGAAAGGCAAGGGGUUAGGGAGGAAGAGAGACCCUUGUCUUCGGAAAUACAAGGACUUCUGCAUCCAUGGCGAAUGCAAAUAUGUGAAGGAGCUCCGGGCUCCAUCCUGCAUCUGCCACCCCGGUUACCAUGGAGAGAGGUGCCAUGGGCUGAGCCUCCCAGUGGAAAAUCGCUUAUAUACUUAUGACCACACAACCAUCCUGGCUGUGGUGGCCGUGGUGCUGUCAUCUGUCUGUCUGCUUGUCAUCGUGGGGCUUCUCAUGUUUAGGUACCAUAGGAGAGGAGGUUAUGAUGUGGAAAGUGAAGAGAAAGUGAAGUUGGGCAUGACUACUUCCCACUGAGAGAGACCUGUGCUCAAUCAAGGAAUCUGCGGGACGACUGCUACCUCUGAGAAGGCACAGCUGAUCGUAGACUCUGCAGAGGGAAAGUACGUCACAGCUAGUCAGGAAGACUCCUUCGUUCCCGGUUGCUGUCUAGAUUGGGCCUCCCAUAAUUGCUUUGCCGAAAUACCAGAGCCUUCAAGUGCCAAAUGGAUUAUGUCAAAAUGGGAUCUUGGUCAGAAGAAAGCAAAAGCAAGAGGCCUUCGUGUCCUUCUGAUUUCCCUCCUCCAAACUUCACGCAUCCCCAUAAGUUCGUUUAAACAAUUACCUUCUGGAUUCAGAUGCUGGUUAAAUUCCAUAUGCUCCGGGAUCAUUGCCUGAUAAAAAAGAAGAAGGAGAGGAUGAAAGAAAACUUUGUGGAUGGGAAGAAAGUAACAAAGAUUAAGAAGCCAUGAACUCAUGCAGCCACCAAGGGAUCGGCCAUUUGGAGCCUCUGGCGCAGGAUUUGACGAGCUAACUGUGAAACACAACAAGCCUGAGAACUCUGAAUUUUGGGACUUCUACCCAGACGGAAAAGUAACAACUAUUUUUUGUUUGUUUGUUUGUAAAAUUCCUCUUAAAUUAUAUAUUUAUUUUAUUCUAUGUAUGUUAAUUUAUUUAGUUUUUAACAAUCUAACAAUAAUAUUUCAAGUGCCUAGUCUGUUACUUUGGCAAUUUCCUGGCCCUCGACCUUGUGUACCCCACCACUUGGCUCAGCAUCACACCCCUCUGCCACAACUCCAAGGUGGGUCCGUGACCCAUCUGGGGUAAUCUGCUCUCUGUCCACAUUUCCAAAGAUCUUCCACAAUUGCAGUACCACAGCAGGAGGUCAGUAGAGUCAAGAUAAAGGAGUUAAAGUUGUCAGAUCCUCUCUAUGAGUUGGACUGCGGUCUUGCCUAGGCGAUAUUGUCUACUGUUUGUGUUUUGAAAGCCCAAGGUGCUGACGUCCAAGCAUACCAACAGAUAUUGGUGUUUGCCUGUGUCCUGUCCCUGCCAAAUCUUGUAAGAGGUUGGACUUCCAUGCCCGCAGUUCUCCUGACUCCUCAACCCCGAUGGCCCCAGGCCCACAGAGUGGGAACUCCCUCUCCCCUGUGUCGAGACAUUUCUCUCACGCCUGCCAUUCUUCUGGUGCUACUCCAUGUGGGGGUCAGUGCAGCAGAGGAUAGUCUAGAGAAGAUUUUAGCAACAAAAAAAGGCUGAGGAGGAGCAGGAAACAUUGGAGCCGACUGUUCUGGUUGACUGAUGACCUACCAAUUACUACAGAGUUUGGAGGUGAGGAGGGCUUUUGUGUAAACCCACCCACCUCACCGAAAACUAAAAAGGUAUGCUGUCAUGGUCCCUUCUGGAAGUUUCUGGUGCCAUUUCUGAACUGUUACAACCUGUAUUUCCAAACCUGGUUCAUAUUUAUAUUUUGCAAUUCAAAUAAAGAUAACCCUUACUCCAUA